This is a messenger RNA of Anthonomus grandis grandis, 966 nucleotides long. RefSeq lists its product as uncharacterized. Bases 68 to 871 code for a protein of 267 amino acids. Gene Ontology annotation, molecular function: sequence-specific DNA binding. The record is from RefSeq and is a predicted model, not a curated record. The transcript has a single exon. NCBI's taxonomy places the organism in Eukaryota, Metazoa, Arthropoda, Insecta, Coleoptera, Curculionidae.
UCAUAUCAAAUCAUUUGUUUAUCAUCAUCAUUACGAAAAAACUAAGUUGCUUAUCAAUAAGAAAAAAAUGCCGGGCUGUUGUUGUGCUGUAUACGGUUGCACUAACUCGUACGCGCGAUUAACCAAUAACGGAAACACCGCCAACCACAUACGUAUGUUCACAUUUCCUGGAGGUAACACCCCCGAAGCAGUUAAGUUAAGAGAAGAAUGGGCUACGAGGUGCUUCAGACAAGACGACUCUCUCAACAUUUGCCUAAAGAAUCAGCGGGUAUGCUCCGAACAUUUCGCUGAAGAAGACUACGAUCGGGAUUUGAGGAGUGAACUUCUUGGCCUACCUACGAAAUUAAAACUUAAAAAAGGGGCUUUACCAACUCUGAAGUUGCCCCCAAAAGAUUCGGCUCUGGUAAUACCUGAAAUGACUGAAGAGGUAAAGGAAGAAGAUAUUGUAGUUUUUGAGUUUGAACGGGAAAUGUACUCGACUCCUUAUGAUAUAAGAGAGGAAAUAGGGCUGAGUGGCGAAGAACUUUUAGAGGAACCCCCCGAGCAACAACCGAAUCUUUUAGAUGGCGCGGUGGUACUUUUUGCAGAACCAGAUUAUGAAACAAUGUAUACGGAGUUGCUUGAGAAGUACCAAAGAUUGCAAAGGAAUUAUAAAACACUGACUGAUUUUUCGAAUGUUAAAAUUAAAAGGUUAAAUAACGCUGUUAGAUAUUAUAAAAUCGAGAGCAACAAGUUAAGGCUGAAAAUUGAUCUGUGCACUUGUUAUCAGGUUAAAUGUGUACCGAAUCCGAAACGCGCAAAAAAGCCAAAAACUGAAUCAGAAAAAGAAGAAAUACAAGUUGAUUUAAGUUUUUUAGAUAGUUUUAAAUAAGAGAAAUUUAUAUAGACAUAUUAUAUUCUAUAAGGAAUGUAAACGUUGCUGGAUGUUGACUUAAUGUAAUAUAUAUAUUUUUUGAUGUGUUUAAA